This is a messenger RNA of Vicia villosa (hairy vetch), 2156 nucleotides long. Its product is annotated as mitochondrial phosphate carrier protein 1, mitochondrial-like. Gene Ontology annotation, molecular function: phosphate transmembrane transporter activity. Gene Ontology annotation, cellular component: mitochondrial inner membrane. The coding region runs from base 209 to 1177 and encodes 322 amino acids. Gene Ontology annotation, biological process: mitochondrial phosphate ion transmembrane transport. The transcript is spliced from 7 exons. The record is from RefSeq and is a predicted model, not a curated record. NCBI's taxonomy places the organism in Eukaryota, Viridiplantae, Streptophyta, Magnoliopsida, Fabales, Fabaceae.
AGUUUUUAGUAAUUGCUACAUUAUUGUUAUUUAGUUUUAUUUUUAUUCUUAAAAUUAAGGGGCAAUAAAUUCGACUCGACUAGAGCUAUUCGAAAGGCCAAAGAAGUUCCAACAGAAUGGGUGCAUUCUUUGACUAUUGAGCAAACGAAUAAAUGGAGCUUCUUGGAAUGUAACUUCUUUACACUCAAGAAAACUUAACGACAGGAUCAUGGCGGCCAUUGAAGGAAGAAUCUCUGCGACCAUUGAAGGAAGAAUCCCCGCGGCGGUUGAAGGGAGAAUUCCGGAAGAAUUGACGGCUAGGUAUUAUGCCCUUUGCACCGUUGGAGGAAUGCUCAGUGCUGGUACCACUCACCUUGUCACCACUCCUCUUGACGUGUUGAAAGUUAACAUGCAGGUGCAUCCUAUUAAGUAUCACAGUAUUUCGUCUUGCUUUACUACGUUAUUGAGGGAACAAGGGCCUUCUGUUCUCUGGAAAGGUUGGACAGGAAAGUUCUUUGGAUACGGUGCUCAAGGAGGGUGUAGAUUCGGUCUCUAUGAAUAUUUCAAGGGGGUUUACUCCAAUGUAUUGGUAGACCAGCACAGGAGUCUCGUGUUCUUUCUUAGUAGUGCAUCUGCCGAAGUAUUUGCCAAUUUAGCCUUAUGCCCAUUUGAAGCUGUUAAAGUCAGGGUUCAAGCACAACCUAGUUUUGCUAAGGGCAUGUUAGACGGAUUUCCGAAGGUAUAUGCAUCAGAAGGCGCACGAGGAUUCUACCGUGGACUUGCUCCACUUUUGGGUCGAAACAUUCCAUUUUCCAUUGUUAUGUUCUCAACGUUCGAGCAUUCUGUUGAUUUUUUGUAUCGUAAUGUUGUCAAAAGAAAAAAGGAGGAAUGUUCAAAAGCUCAACAACUUGGUGUGACAUGUUUAGCUGGAUAUACCGCUGGAUCUGUUGGUAGCUUUAUUUCUAAUCCUGCUGACAAUAUAGUAGCUUCUCUUUAUAACAAAAAAGCUGAUAGUCUUAUGCUGGCUAUCAGAAAAAUUGGACUAGCCAAUUUAUUUACCAGGAGCCUUCCUAUUAGAAUGUUGCUGGUUGGUCCUUCGAUAACUAUGCAAUGGUUUUUCUACGAUACAAUCAAAGUUUUAGGUGGACUGCCAACUAGUGGUGAAGUUACAGCUGACUUAGGAGAUGGGACAGGCUAGAUUCAUAGAAAAGAAAUUCUGCAAUCACAUUAUUUUGCCGGUCCACGAUUGCAAGUCAUUUUAUUGUAUACACUAGAAUAGUUUGCAGAAGUUUUGUUUUCUUCUUAUAGCCCUUCAUUUAGUUUAGAAUAUGGUCCCGAAAACCAAAAAACACGAGAUUGUACAAGUAACAAGUCUCUUCGAGCUUAUCUCAAGUUCAAAUCUGAUUCUUUGCCACCCAUGUAGUCUUGUCUGACUACAGAUUAAUCUCUGCAGUUACGAAUGAGACCAUUUAUGUUUGAACAUAUACUUCAGUAGCAUACUAAGAGUUACAUAAAGAACAAAAUAAUAAAAGAUUUAUUAGCAAUGCUUGUGCUAGCAACUUAACACUUUUGGUUUUGACCAUGCUUCUUGGCGUGCUCCAUUAAAUUUGAUUUUAUUUUGAAUUCUUCCAAUCCUCAUACUUCUAUAAUUAACAUUUUAUCUGAAUUUGAAUACUGACGGAAACACUUAUUGAUCAGACUUUACAUAAUACAUAGUACAUACCAUUCGGUUGAGAAUAUUCUAGAUUACCAUGGUCCCCUUCUGACUUUAAUGCGAAACCGAUACGAGGACAAGUUACACUAGUUUGUCAAUGUCAACAUGAAGCAAAUGAAACAUAGAAAACACCAUUAUUGAAAGUAUUGGUAACAGCAAGCUCAUAACUCACAGAGCCGGUAGAUUUGAAGAGGGGGGACACACUGUGUUGUCACCAUUCACCAGAUGACUUUAAAAGCUCAUCGUGAUAUGGUUUGUUAAUUAAGGUGCAGGUUGCACUAUUGGCUAUGUGACAUGUAUUGUGUCUUAAUCAAGGUUGUUAAAAGCGCGAUUUAAAAUUUAAAUUCUAUAGAUUUUACGUUUUUAGGUCAACAUGUUAUUGUUUUAAUUUAUUUACUAAUUAUAGAUGUUUUAAUAUAAAUUUAACUAUCAUAACUGAACCUACCACUCAUUCAUCUGAUAU